CAGUCACAACAAAGAUGGCGAACAUGUCGGGUGGAAUGUACCAACAAAUGGUAGUGCCAGCACCUUACCACUUCCACCAGCCUCAACCACAGCCCAUGCCGGCGGUGCCGCAGGCUCCGGAGCCCAAGAAGGAGCCCAGGAAGCGCAAGAAACCCGCCGAGAAGGUCAACGGAGAGAAGAAGAAGCCGAGAAUCAUCGGUCAGACAGCGUACCUUGCAGGGUUGAGAUUGGAAGGUGUUGCAGGGGAUGGCACUGAGUGCUCUAGAUGCAACAAGAAGAAGUGUUUUAAGCACGCUGAUGCAAAAAAUAAGAAUCAGAUGUCAAAAAAGACCCCAGAAGACACAGUAUUACAGAUGAAGAAACACAUGCUGAAGUUGCUCUCGAUGCACGACUACACAGUAUUUUGCAAGGCAGAGAAGAAUGGCCAAGUAGACGUUGACAUCUCCAAGAUGCAUCGCUCCUACCUGGAGGAGCACGAACCACAGGCCUUUGAACCACCGCCCUCUAAUGAUCCAAAUAGAGAAUACAAACCAAAGGUGAAACAGUGGCUGUAUCGAAAAAUAUUUUUAGAUGAAUUUAAGAGCUUCGAGUAUAAUGAGUGCAAACGCCACAUUGGAGACUUAAGACGCAGUAUAGAAAGCGUGAUGAUUCAGAAGAAGAAGAAAGCACCAAAACCGAAGCCACCAGCUCCUCCCCCGCUACUUCCGGUGAUGCCACAGGAUUAUAGCAUGAACAACCACAGUGCAAACACCGGUGGAGCCACUGACAUGAGUAGGACGGCCAUGCCGCCCCCGGGAACCAUCGUAACAACCACUGCUCACCCACCAGCCAGUACACCACCUGCUGGAUACCAACCCAACCUGAUGAACCUGGGCGUAGAAACAACCUCCGCCCCAGUGUCGUCAAUGGCAGCAAUGGGCGCAACUUCCACACUUCACAAUUCCCUAGCCACGUAUAUGACUCAACAGGUACAACCCAACUUGUUGUUUGGCCUAGGACAACAGCAGCAGCCACCACCGGCGCAACAACAGCCUCUCAAUUUACAAACGUCGCACCAGAGUCAACCAGCUAUGCAAGCCUCCCCACACCAGGCUCCGGGACCCGCGGCUCCUCCAACUGCUGCACCUCCAUUGCCACUUAAUUUACACAACCCGUAUUAUGUUUCACUGGGACCUAUGUUGCCUCUGCCGAUGUCCACACCUCAGCAUAAUCACCAGCAACAGUUCCAACAAAAUAUGUUGCAACAGCAACAGGGCAUUCCAGGGAGUUUUAACCAGCACACCAUGUAUCAGUGAGGCAAGGCGGCCCCCAGCCCCACCCACUACCCGUCCCCUGUGCCAGCACAACACCGAAACCAGUAUUGUCCAUACACACGUAUGCCAGCUGUAUCUGGCUCUUAUCAGUAUACCUGGUCUGUGGCAUCCCCAGUGGCUCCCAAUAACUCGCUGGCUUCAGCACGACAGGUGAACUUCCCGGCACUGUCGUCACAGCCCCAGCAGUGCUACUUGCCAAAUUCUGUGGCGCAACUCUCUCCGCAGAACUUCCCUCAUGUGGCACCCUCUCUUCGACCUACCACUUCUGAUUAUCAUGUCUGUAAUACAUUAUCUCAACCAUUAUAUCAGAAUCAGUGCACAAAUUCCUCUCUGUCAUCACUUAGUUCAGAACAUCAAAAAGUUUCACCCAUUCACACUACAUCAGCGAUGUCACAAACAACACCUCUUUCCACAUCAUCGUCAUCGUCAUCAUCUCUACCUACCUCACAGCAUGUUACAUCAUCUAACCUAACUUCCACCACACAACAAGUCCUUACUGCCAUACCCUCAACAGAUGUAUUACAGAGUAACUAUGCCCCUAAACCAGUGCAACAUAUCCUUAUGGUCACCCCUUCACCUAACACUUCACACAGUAGCUAUUCACCCAACAUUCACAUUUCUCCCACACGACGUGUAUCAGACAAAAACAGCUCGGCACUUUCUGCAAGCCAAUUAACGAACCAGAAAAGCGAAGCCACAGGCCAAACGUACAUGCCAAUGUAGAUAAAAUUUAUUGCUAUCAAAGUUUUGUAUUCAGGCACUUGUUGGAGUACAGUAUUCUAAGGUUACAGCUGGACUUAAUGAGCUGGGACAAUUUUUUUGUGAUGUGUCUGGUACAGAUAAGGUCAGUGGCCACCUAUUUUAACACAGUUUAUUUUACAUUGGGGACUACGGGGCCCAACUGAUUCAUAAAACUUGUAGAGUAUACUCUCCAAGUCAGGCUUAAUGUAAAUUUAGUAUAAAAUGUAUAUAAGACAGUGGCAUAAACAACUAUCACCAGACCACUACAAUACUGGUUUGUCCUUUGUAAUUAUUAGAGAAUAGGAUUUUGUGAAACACCAUUGGCCUUGGAAAAAAACACAAAUGCAGUGUGAUGCAACCCUUUGACUGCAUUUUGCCUACACAGUGGGCUUUAUCCAAUCACAGAUUGGAUUGAGUCCACUGUAUGGGCAAUAUGUAGUCAAUAAAAAAUUGCAUUAUGCUGUAUUUAUGUUCGUUUUUCCGUUGUGUCAGUAUUUUAUACCAUUUAUCUCUACCAUUGGCCUCAUCAGGCUGAUUUUCAUAUUUUGUCUUGCAAAUAGACUGUGUACAAAAGGUAAGAUACUUCUUUUAUGGUUGACUGGUGUCUCCUCCUUCCUCCCAACCAGUGCACCAAAUCCGAACAGGUAAGUUUUAUUUGUUCGGUAUUCAAAGUGGCCAAUUCAGAUAUAUAAAGACAUUUAUUUUUUUCAUAUUUUUGCAGUGACAAGUACAGUAUUUCAUAAGUUGAAAAAACUUUGCAUGGGCUUCCCCCAGACCAGGACGUUUUGAGUGUCAUUAUUGUUGUUACGAGAUUAGGAGUGCACGGUAUUCAAGGCGAUCCUAAGUUCUGGAGCUUGAUUAUUCUUGUUGAAAUAUCUGUGAUGAAUUUCACUCUCUCUCCUUCACAUGUAGUCUGCGUUGGGCUUCAGUUCUUUGUCUGAAAAUUGAAUUCCAUAAUUGUGAUUAUACAACACUAUGCAGAAUUUUUAUCUGACAUCUCAUGUGUAUUCUUUGCAUUACCUGGGGCAAUCCAUGACCAUUGUGUGAUUCAGAUGUGCAGCAGGGCCUUGCAUAUACAGAGCCCUCAGGAGGGCCCCACAUAUACAAUGCCCUCAGGAGGGACCCACAUAUACAGCACAUCUUUUCGGUGUUCCACAUUUUCACUGGCUUUCAAUUAAUUAUUCCACUUCCCAGUGACAAUCACCGGCAGUUGGAACACGAUGAACAAAGGCUCAGUUUGAGGCCAAUGAAAACGUCAAACGCUGAAAAGUUGUACAUGCUGGGCCUUCUGUAUUGAAGGUCACCACAGUACUUUAAUCAUGGCUUCAGUAAAUUAACUAACAAAAAUAUAGACCUGGGUAUUGAGGAUGGAAUGGUAUGUGAAUUUUUUUUUUUUUUUUUACAUUUGCCUGAUUUUUGUUUUGCACAGUACUGGUAUAUACACUACAGGUGUACCUCGCUUAAUGUUGGUGUUGCAGAAGGAAAGCUUUCAUAAAGUUUUUUCUUUAUACAUCUAGUAAUUUCUAGAGGAGGAGUUGCUACCCCAUUGCUCCUGGCAUUUUAGUCGCCUCUUACGACACGCCUGGCUUAUGAAGGAAGGAUUCUAACCCACUUCCCCAUGGAGACAAGGAUAAUCGAGGCAAAUUAAUCUUUCGAACUUGUUAUAUAAUCCAAAUAAUUACAAGUGGGAAAGAUAUUUGGCCUUACAGACUAAAUAUUGUACUAAUUAUUCUGAAUAAUAUUAAGUCAUCAAAUAUAGGUGAGCAUGGUGCAAGUUUUAUAUUAAUGGGAAUAGUAAUGGAGUUUGGGUGAGUGAGAGUGGCAUGUCAGGAGGUAGGAAUGAAACCUCAAGUCUAUCCUGACCUUUAUUAUGGUGCACAGAUUUCUCAGGAGAGAAUUAUGUAUGUGGCAUUGAUGGUGACCUUAGCAUACUGCUGAUGGCAGUGGCUAACCUAACCUAACCAGUCAUCCAGCUAAUCUAUGUUCCUCUUACAAUAUAAAACAAAAUCUAUUUUCAUCUGUAAGAUAACAUGUUGCUGUAAUGUCUCCAAACAUUUCCAGAAAUAUCAAAUGUUCUAUACCAUGUCUUGGCGGAAAAACAUGUGGUGUGUGGUGAACAGCCGUCAGUGUUCGAGUCCUCCAGGUAAAUGUUGAUAAUUUAGAUAACUCUUAAGUCGAAGAAUGAGACACUUGUGUAGCAUUCAGGAAUCUUCGUUGUGGAAAUGUUUUACCAGCCAAUGGCAUCUUCAGUCCCAUACAGAGAUGAUUGGUGCAAGAUGAAAAGAAGUUUGAGGUAAUCAGUCCCUCAGCCCAGUGUUUCUGUCCAUCAGAAUUGAUGGAUUGAACACAUUGACUCCAGGCUGAGGGACUGAUUACCUCAAACUUCUCAUCUUCCACCGUUCUCUGUACUGGACCAAAGAAGCCACUGGCUAAUGAAACGUGUCCUCAGUAAAGAUUCCGAAUGCUGCACGUUUCAUUCUUCAGGCGAAUGUUGUCAGGGUGUGCGAGUGUUAAAAGGACGUUGUAUCUCAGUAAGUCUGGGAUAUAAAUGCAAGGUAAAGCCUGUCACGAUUCAUUAAAUGGGAUACACCUGUAUUGAAAUCUGACAAGAGCUAUUUAUUUCUAGACCUUUGCUUUCUUUAAUUCUGUGCCUCUGGAUUUUGUGGGCAUAGAAGUAUAUUUUAAGCCAUAUUUGUAUAAUUUCCAGCACACUCACACAUUGUAAGGCCAGGUGGUAUUUUAAUAUAUUGUAUAGGCUGCAUCACUGGUCUAUCUGAUGUAUUACUAAUCUGGAGAUAAAAUUAGGUCAUAUUUUUACAUAGAGUAUAUCUUGGAAAUUUUCAAUAUUUAUGUUUAACAAUGCUAGUCAAGGUUUUGUCUCUAAAUAUACAUGGGCAUUGAUUCACAAAUUUCUAGGUAAGAUAAGUGGUACUUGACUUACAAUGGGGUUACAGUCCGACAAACUCGUCCUAAGUCAAAUAUGAAUGAUAUUCUGAAUAAGUAAUAGUCACUGAAUAAGUAAAUAAAUAAUUACUGUAACUAAAUUAUGGACUUGCCACUAUGUUGGAUAAUUAUCUUCGUUUCAUCUAAUUGCUUUUUGCACAAUCACAAAGAUGAAGUAUUUUAAAUCGAAUCACCACAAGUCGAGGAGCACCUGUAUAAGACAUUGAGUAGGACAAAGGGGAGAACAAUAAUGGCAGUAUCGUAGAAAGACUUGAAAACUUGUCCGUGAUCUCGUAAUUUCUACUGUUUAAAUUUGUAAGACUUUUACCUAACUGAAAGUAGAGGAUUUAUAAAUGAAAGUUAGCACCAAUUCACACAUUAUCUACAUUCCACAGGUAUAAUCAAAGAUCUGAGGUGAUGAACAAAAAGGCACAAUACCGUGACUGGAACAAUUUACAAAUACCCCCACAUAGAAAAAAACUUGCGAUGAGCAUUUCCUCGACUAUCUCCACUUAAUUCUUUCUUCCUCCUCUUUGUCCCAUCUCUGCCCUCCACUCAUAUAUAUACUGGCACUCUUACCUUUGUGUUAAUGCUUAUAAUUAUAACCAUGAUUUUUAAAAAGGUGAGGGGUAAGCCAGCAGAAGUCCUUGUUCAUUUGACCAAAAGCUCCAGCUGUGGGUCAUCAUAUGACUAAGACUUGCUUCAGGAAACACUUGUCCUGUUUCCUGACAAACAUUAUACCUUAGUGUUAGUGCGUGUGUGACUAGUUAAUGGUCCAAGUCGUACUGAAAUGUCGUCACAAGUUUCUUUCACCUAUGUGCGGGUUAUGUAUCCUUGAUGAUCUUAUCCUAGGCUCGAAAUGGUAUUGGAAUUGAGUCAUACGUAUGUAGUUAUAUUUUUUAAACUAGACUAGCUAGGUAAUUGACUAUUUUCUUGGGUAAGAUGAAGAGGCUGUAAGAGAGGUUGAUGUACAUCAUUUUAGGAAGAAUUAGACAUGUGCAACAUCCAGGUAUCUUUAUUUGGCAAAACGUCUACAAAUAAAGAUACCUAGAUGUUGCACAUGCGUCUUAAUUCAUCUUGUUGGUAUUGUAUACCAUUCAUGUACAUUUUAUAACUUGUCUGAAAGCAGUUGAAGAUUCAAAGUCUAUUUCUGCAGCUAUGUUUGUAUCACUAAAAGCAAAUGGAUAAUUUCACUGAUACUGGCUGCUCCUGUUAAGUACAUUUGUAUAGUAUUCCGUGUAAAGAGGAUACAUAUCGGAUUCAUCUGUUGAAAAGGUUCCGUUUUUGGCUCCUGUACGAGGCAGUCCCACCUUACGAACAAUUUGCAGUCUCCCCGUAUUAACUUGCGUUCUGUAUGUUUCAUUUCACGAAUAAGUUUUUGUAACCCCGCAGCUCUUGUGCUGAAGACAAUCAGAUAAUGUACAGUGUCAUGUCUGAUUGCCCCAUAAUUGUUCCUUGUCCAAGAACAUGACAGAUUUCAACUUGGUCAAAAUUUUCUCUUCGUUUUUUUCGUACAGUUGAAUAAUGCGUCAUUCUUGGUUUCUGAACACUAUAGUGCAAUUGUGCAAAGAAGCUGCUCAUGUUUCAUGUCUUGUAAAAGGCGGAUCAAAUCCUUUUCUACAGUAUAGGCGCUCCUCGACUUACGAUGGGGUUAUGUUCCGACAAACCUAUCGUAAGUUGAAAAUAUCGUAAGUCAAACAUGAGUACACCUACCAUCCGACUUACGACCGAGUUCGGUUCUGAGAAACCGGUCUUAAGUCGAAAUGGUCAUAAGUCGAACUGUACUACUGAAUAUCAACAAAACAUUUUUGUAAUGACUUUAUUGUUUUAUUUUGGUAUUUCAUGUUUUACUUUACUUUUUAUGUUGUUAGUACUGUAUUUUAUACUGUAAGGUUUAGGAUAAACACUGUGUACAACACAAAUAGUUAUUUCCCAGAAAUUUUGCAUAAAAAACACUGUCGUAAGUCGAGUGGUCGUAAGUCGGAUGGUAGGUGUAUAUGCUAAAUAAAUAAUUACAGUCACUGAAUAAGUAAAUAAACAGUUACUGUAACCAAAUUACAGUAUUGAAAAGUAAAUAAAUAUAAGUUAGGGACUAAUUAUCUUAAGUUCUAUCUCCAAAGUAAUUGCUUUUGAAAUAUCGUAAGUCAGGGAGCACCUAUAUUUCCGAAAGGUACAGGUAAUUUAGGUGCAAAAGAGGUACUCCAGAUAGGUACUAAUACCGAGGUUUAUAUAAUUUUAGAGAAAUGAUCUACUUAUGCCAUAGCAUGUCGACUAAUUUUAUUUCCCAAAGUAUGGAGAGAGAAACAUUCAGAUUAAAUGUGUGUGAGGCUGUCACGGGUGUUAUGCGCAUGGUUAUAUUUUUCUAUUAAAUGUACAUUUGGUGUUACAGUUUGUGGUGGCAGCUACGAGAGUAGUGGCUAGUCAGACCGAUAGUAAUCUCAACCAGAUUUUGUGAUAGCUCUUAAGAACAAACUCUUGAUUCUUAUUGCUCUUUUUCAUAGGUUUAUGUUAGCAUUCGCUGAUAAGGAAAAAUGCAGGGACUCCUGCCUAUCACUUUUUUUUAAUGUACAGUAAGUGCUUGACUUACAGACAUGUUGAGAAUCUUCUGUAUUGUGUAUAUUGUGUAUAAUAUUAUAUUAGUGUAUAAUAAUAUUACAUAGUUAUUAUACAUAAAUCAGGAGGUCCUCAAUAUGUUUGUAAGUUGAAGACUUCCUGCACUCCGGUUUUCUUCCCACAUCCCAAAGAUGUGCAUGUUAGGUUAAUUGGCACAUCUGAAUUGACCCCAUGUGAGUGAAUGAGGAUAUGUGUGUGUGAUCGUGCCCCGCCAUGUUUGUUUUUGACCUGCUUACUGGUAGGGGGCACUCCUUACCAUUUUUGCUGUGCAAAUAUUUAUUCCUUGAUUUAACCCUGUUGCAGUGAGUGGUAAAGGUGCACUGUGCACCCCUAAUGUUUAUAUCAAUUAAUCUAUGGUAAAAUUGGUUUUGUUAUACAUCGUUUUGCUUAAAGUCAGUUUCCAAGAACCCAUCAACAAUGUUAAGUGAGGACUUACUAUACAGUACAGUACAACUUUGUCUUUUCUGCAGUAUACACAAUGCCACAUGCAGUUAGUGUUGAAUGAGAUUUUGGAAUGAUCAACAAUUUGCAAAUGGGCAAAAAUAUUUACAUUGUCUCUUUGGUCCACACAAGGAUGUUAACCUCCACACACUGCAUCAAAGUAUGCAGAACUUUGAACGAGUCAGUGGAUUCACAAUGGAUGGGUACUUGUCGUUUAAGAACAAAAAGGCAAAAUACUGUAACUGGACAAUACACAAAGAACCUGAAAUGUCGUCAUAAACUUCCCUGCCCUUUGUGCAGGUUAUUUGUAUAAUUUCAUUUAAGAUACUCAUCAUUCUAAGGGUCUUAUUUCAUGUACAGGUGCUCCUCAAGUUACGAUGGGGAGUAAAAAAAAACACAAAACAACGUAUCUUGCUUCGCAAGAUUGAAUUACUGGCAGCCUUUCCCUGUCAUCUUCAUAUUUCCAAUUACAUUGUCAUGUCACUGUCUGACAAACCCAACAUGAAUAUAAUAAACUAAACAAGUAAAUAAGUAUCGUCACUAAAGUAAAUAAACAAUUAAUAUAAAUACCAGUAUUGGAAAGUAAAUAAAUGAAUAUAAGUUAUGGACUUGCCACUUUCAUUUUUUUUUUUUUUUUUUUAUUAUCACACCGGCCGAUUCCCACCAAGGCAGGGUGGCCCGAAAAAGAAAAACUUUCACCAUCAUUCACUCCAUCACUGUCUUGCCAGAAGGGUGCUUUACACUACAGUUUUUAAACUGCAACAUUAACACCCCUCCUUCAGAGUGCAGGCACUGUACUUCCCAUCUCCAGGACUCAAGUCCGGCCUGCCGGUUUCCCUGAAUCCCUUCAUAAAUGUUACUUUGCUCACACUCCAACAGCACGUCAAGUAUUAAAAACCAUUUGUCUCCAUUCACUCCUAUCAAACACGCUCACGCAUGCCUGCUGGAAGUCCAAGCCCCUCGCACACAAAACCUCCUUUACCCCCUCCCUCCAACCCUUCCUAGGCCGACCCCUACCCCGCCUUCCUUCCACUACAGACUGAUACACUCUUGAAGUCAUUCUGUUUCGCUCCAUUCUCUCUACAUGUCCGAACCACCUCAACAACCCUUCCUCAGCCCUCUGGACAACAGUUUUGGUAAUCCCGCACCUCCUCCUAACUUCCAAAACUACGAAUUCUCUGCAUUAUAUUCACACCACACAUUGCCCUCAGACAUGACAUCUCCACUGCCUCCAGCCUUCUCCUCGCUGCAACAUUCAUCACCCACGCUUCACACCCAUAUAAGAGCGUUGGUAAAACUAUACUCUCAUACAUUCCCCUCUUUGCCUCCAAGGACAAAGUUCUUUGUCUCCACAGACUCCUAAGUGCACCACUCACUCUUUUUCCCUCAUCAAUUCUAUGAUUCACC
Molecule: messenger RNA, 9458 nt
Organism: Cherax quadricarinatus
Lineage: Eukaryota; Metazoa; Arthropoda; Malacostraca; Decapoda; Parastacidae
Source: RefSeq, a predicted model, not a curated record